AGAGAGUGUAGUUUGGAAAGCGACGAACCAACCAGCCAGAAAGGAAGCAAUCGCCAUUUCCACUCUCUUCUUCUUCUUCUUCCUCUGCUCUCUCUGCUUCAGAAGAUCAAAAUUCUUGGGCGGGAAGCCGAUUCACAGAAGUUCUUGCUACCAUGCUCACUACCGUUGUUCCCAUUCACGCGCCGCCGAUGCUCUUCACCUCCCCGGCCUCCUCCAAAACCAGAAGCAUUCACAAGCUCUCCACUGUCACCGCUUCUUGGAGAAUGGCGAUGAAUUCUGGGUCUUUCCUGACCAAGAAGAGAGAAGAGCUUUCGCUACACAUACAUCACCCCGCAGCUUUUGAUCCAAAAGGGGACGACACGCCCACUCGGCCUGAUGAGCACCGCCUGCAGAUACCCGAGCAGGAUUUGGUGGACAUUGACAAGAUGGAGUUCGGGGAAUUCGUUGCUAGAGAGGCUUUAAUUGAUGAAGAAUACUGGGUAAAGCCCUCUUUCUAUUUCUAAACAACGUUUCACAGUUGAUUAUCCGUCUGCGUUCUGCUGCAAUUGGAGUUCCUUCAUCUGGGUUCUAUUUUUUUUUCUGGAAGGAAACCUUCUGAAUCAUCUGGUUAUCCCUCGCACUUCUUGUUUCUAUUCUUGGCCACAGUAUCGUGGGCCAUUGCCGUUAAGCAACAAUGACUCCAAUGUUUGCUUCUUGUAAUUGCCCGCAGAUGGCAGGCUUAAUGCGAGGUUUAAGCCACUGGGAGGAUCGACCUGAAUUCAAAUUUGCUCCUAGUCUGCAGGCGGAAGCUGCGAAUCAGGGGUGGCGGGAGUUCCUUGCCAUUAGAAGGCAAUCCAUUGGUCCAUUUGGCCAACAGCCUAAGUGCAUAAUCACAGUACGUGCUUCCUUGGUCUAGAGUUUUAUAUUUUUGCAUAGCAGCAUGAGGGGAAACAUUACAAAGUCAUCCUCGUUGUUUCUUUACUUAGCUGAGAAAGCAAGUUGGGAUGGUGAGACCCACAAUAGUGGAAAGUGUGGUUGGGACUCUGGACUUGAGCAUCCGCUGGUUGCUGCCUGGAGAGAUCUUCCCUGGGGUAUAUGGAAAGACUCUAGGCAGAUACGGUUACGUCUCCGAUUUGACGGUCGCGAGGUUUGCUCGUCGUCAUGGGAUAGCAACUAACAUGAUGCAGUUUGCAAUUGAAACGGCCAAGUCUAAUGGUGUGGAAGUUAUGUACGUUCAUGUGGAUAGAAACAACAAACCUGCACUGCAGCUUUUUGAGAAGAUGGGAUUUGAGAUGAUUGAAGAGGCAAGUGAAGGACUGGUGGAAGACAACACUUACCUCCUAUGUCGCAGCUUGUAAAGAUGAGUACAGAUUUGGUGAAUACAGCCAAGGAGUUCAGUGUACAGAUCAGAGAACCAACACUGCGUAGGCCAGAGUUUAGUACUAGUUUUGACAGGAAUUUGAUCUGAUAAUGUGUAGACUUAGAUUUGGCAAUUCAGCACCAACCUAUGCACAGACAUUUCUUGAGAGGGAAGCAUACCAAUACCAUGUAUCGAUCUAAUACAGUUUCAGAACAACAUAUUUUUGUACAUAAUGCUGCUGUUCAUUGCUUGCUACCAGUG
Molecule: messenger RNA, 1600 nt
Organism: Linum tenue
Lineage: Eukaryota; Viridiplantae; Streptophyta; Magnoliopsida; Malpighiales; Linaceae
Source: the annotation of a GenBank genome assembly